Coccomyxa subellipsoidea C-169 is the source of this 1104-nucleotide messenger RNA. RefSeq lists its product as hypothetical. The coding region runs from base 1 to 1104 and encodes 367 amino acids. Gene Ontology annotation, cellular component: cytosol. The transcript has 11 exons. Gene Ontology annotation, biological process: cytoplasmic translation. Gene Ontology annotation, molecular function: metal ion binding; mRNA binding. The record is from RefSeq and is a predicted model, not a curated record. Lineage: Eukaryota; Viridiplantae; Chlorophyta; Trebouxiophyceae; Coccomyxaceae.
AUGGCCCCAAAGUCGAACAAAGGCAAUAAAGCUGCUGACAAAGCAAAGCUUGAGCAGAAAAAGAAGGUCGCGGAGGACAAGACAUUUGGUCUCAAGAACAAGAACAAGAGUGCCAAAGUCCAACAGUUCGUGAACACCGUCAAGAAGAAUGUGGACGAUGCAGCCAAGAGGGCGAAGGGCCCUGAUGCAAAGGACAAGAAGAAGGCAGAGGCUGAGAGAGCCAGGGAACUGGCAGAGCUCUUUGCCGUUGCCAUCAAGCAGCCCAAGGUGCCUGUAGGCGUGGAUCCCAAGUCGGUGGUGUGCGAGUACUUCCGGCAUGGACAGUGCACCAAGGGCUUCAAGUGCAAGUUCUCCCACGACCUCAACGUGGAGCGCAAGGGCGGCAAGAUCGACAUCUUCCAGGACAGGAGGGGCGGCGAGGAGGAUGAGGAGGGCAUGGGCGAGUGGGACCAGGAGAAGCUUGAGGAAGUUGUGAAGCAGAAGCACGGCGCCGAACGCAACCGCCCCACCGACAUUAUCUGCAAAUACUUCCUCGACGCCGUUGAGAAGAAGAUGUAUGGCUGGCGGACUAGUGGCACCAGCACGUUUUGGGCGUGUCCCAACGGCAAGGACUGCAAGUACCGCCACGCACUGCCGCCAGGCUACGUGCUGAAGAGCCAGAUGAAGGAGCUGCUGGAGGCGGAGGCAGCCAAUGUGAAGCCUAUCGAGGAUGAGAUCGAUGAGGAGCGGCGGAAGGUUGACGCCAAGACGCCCAUCACAGAGGAGGAGGGUUUCCAGGCGGAGGACGACGCGGGCGCGCACGACGCGUACGAUCGCGAGAACGACGAAGAGGACGAGAUCCGGCGCAUGGACGAGGAAGCAGCCGCCCGCCUCGCUGCCGAGGCGUCGGCCGCCGCCGCCGCCGCCGGGCCGGGGCCGUCAAACGGCGCUGCCGCAUCUACCAGCAAUGGUGCAGCAGCAGCCACGAAUGGAGGCACGUCUCUGAAGCUGUCCAAGGAGGAGGAGGCGCUGUUUAUGGACGAGGAUGAUGACGAGGACGAUGACCUGGACGAUGAAGAGCUGGAUGCCUUGGAAGCAGAGAUGUCAGCCGCCAAAGUGCAGUAA